AUGCCGAAGAUUCGACCUGGUAUGAAGCGCCCCCCACCGGGGUUUGAGCUUAUCUCUGAUAAACUUGAUGAGUAUGACGAAGAUAUGCGUCAGGCGCUUUCGGACGACCCAAUGCAAUCACAACUUCCACUCAGCAAACAAAACACGAAAAAAAGUAGCUCUAAUAAGGGUGUUGUUGUUGGUCAGAAGGAUACUGAGAAGAGCGAGGAUACUGUUGAGAAAGUAGGUGAUAAUGAUGAAGAUUAUGAAAAACCAUUACCACCUCUUUGGCGUGUUGCUCGCAUUAACCGGGAGCGAACCCGAUAUGUUUAUGAUGCCUGUUACCGUGAAAAGAUGAUUUCGAGUGAGGUGUUGAAUUACUGCUGUGAGAUGAACUUUGUGGAUGCCGGUCUCGUACGGCGGUGGAAGCUUCCGGGGUAUGAGCGGCUGUGCUGUACGGCCUGUUGUGUUCCCGGCACCGCGAGUGCGGCGGCACGAUUGGUGAAUAAAUACGCAAAUCGCCACAAGACAGACCGGCGUGGACGAUGUGAGGAUGAACAUGAUGGGACGUGUAUUUGCCGCGUACCGGCAGAGCAGCGACGCAACAAACGAUUUGCCGGCUGCACUGUGUGUGGGUGUACGGGAUGUGGCUCUGGUGAGAAGAGAGAGCGGGACUCUUUGGCUGAGAAGAGUGAAGCGGCAACAGCCGCAAAGAUUAUGCGCAACGAAAAGGAAUUGGAGGAAUGA
This is a messenger RNA of Trypanosoma theileri, 726 nucleotides long. RefSeq lists its product as uncharacterized. Lineage: Eukaryota; Euglenozoa; Kinetoplastea; Trypanosomatida; Trypanosomatidae. The record is from RefSeq and is a predicted model, not a curated record. The coding region runs from base 1 to 726 and encodes 241 amino acids. Gene Ontology annotation, biological process: mRNA splicing, via spliceosome. Gene Ontology annotation, cellular component: spliceosomal complex; nucleus. The transcript has a single exon.